CACACUGGCUGUUUGACACACGCUCGUGACCAAGGAAGACAAACAGAGAAGACAGCAUGCACUGCAAUGAGAACCUGAUCAACUAUCUUAGCUUUGGGAUCAUCCUUGCAGGACUGUGGCAUCUGUACCAACACAAGAAAUGCCAAACUUGCUAUGGCCGCCACUUGGCACAAACUCCUCAAACCAGAUUGGUCCCUGCCCGACUGGCUUGGUUCCUCCAGGAGUCCCCAGCUCUUCUUGUCCCUCUGCUUCUGAUGCUCACGUCACAAAAAGCCUCCAGCGUGGGGAGGAUGCUCCUACUUGGAACCUUUUGCCUGCACUACUUUCACAGAACAUUCAUCUUUUCACUGCUGACUAAAGGAAAACCGUGCCCCCAGAAUGUGAUGUUAGGAGCAGGUUUCUUCUGCUCCGUGAAUGGAUUCUUGCAGGGCCACUACUUGCUGCAUUGUGCUCAGCUGGAUGAGCAGAUGUCUGACUGCUGCGUUUGCAUUGGCUUACUAUUGUUUUACACGGGGAUGGCCAUCAAUAUUCACAGCGACUUCAGCUUACGUAACUUGAGGAAACCGGGAGAAGUGAUUUACAAGGUCCCAACAGGAGGCUUCUUUGAAUAUGUGUCUGCUGCCAAUUACUUUGGAGAGAUUCUUGAGUGGUUUGGGUAUGCCAUGGCUACUUGGGGUCUUCCAUCGCUUUCGUUUGCAGUGUUUACUGCAUGCUUCAUCGGACCGAGAGCCAUUUACCAUCACAGGUUUUACAAGAGGAAAUUCAAGGACUACCCAAAGUAUCGAAAAGCUUUGAUCCCAUUUUUACUUUGAGAAGCAUUAAUAUGUCAGUAAGGGCUGCAGAGCCAAAUACUGCAUAGAUGUGUAUUUGUGUUCAAGCUAAUUUUACUCUCCAAAGCUGAAUAGCAAGUGUAAAUUGCAGGUGUACCCAUCAAGUGUGGUGACAGUGAGUCACGUUGAAAACAUCAUGCAUGGAUAUGAUGCAGGAGUGCUACACGCUUGUCUUACUAGAUUUCAAUUGUCCAAUGAGACAGUUAUUGGUCCUAAGGAUUCAGCGAAGGUGGCAUCCUAUUAACCGCUCUCUCUCAAGAACCACAAAACUAGUGGUGAGACAGACACAGGCCUGGCCCUAACCAAUCUGGCGCCCUAGGCAAGAUUUUAGGUGGCGCCCCCCCACAUCGGCAGUGAAGUGUAUAUACUCACAAGAAACCGAAUAGCUUUAUCUUUGACCUUUUUUUUUACUUAAAGAAAGCAAAUUAACAAUCAGAAUAGUUAACAAGAUAAAAAAAAUAUGGAUAAAUAAAUCAAUACAAAAAAUAAAAAAUGAAUACAUGAAAUACAAUAUUUUUACAUACAUAAACACAAAAUAAAAUGUGUCAACAAGUUGCAUAAAAUACAUUAAAAAUACAAUAUAAAUAAGGCACUGCACAAAACAAGAUAUCAAACCAGUAUGACUUUAACAACUAUAUUACAAAAAAAAGGGGAUCCUACAGAGUUCUCUAUUUGUGCUUUUUAAUAUUGCAUUAACUAGAAUGACUUACAAAUUACUGUACACCAGGGAGUACUGUAAUUACCUAACGUUACAUUAUUAUUUUCCAUAACAAUUUAGCCCCCUCCACAAUAUUAACCCGACGUUAAAACAGAACUAGCUAUUUAUUGAUUAGCAAUUGACGAAUCAUGUAACAUUAGCUUAAUGCUAAAAAGCCAGGUUACUAUCACAUUCUGUAAAAGACAAAUAAUUUCAUGUAGGCUAACGUUACCUACCUGCUACCUCUGUCUUUUUCUCGUUUCUCCUCUUCUUUUCUCUUUUUUCUUCCCUGGGCACCUGACAGUUUUGGCCGUUUUGACAUCUUGUGUUGAUUUUUUUAUGUGGUGACGUCCAAAAAGAGUCAUGAUACGGGAAGGGAGGGGGCGCACCGUGCCGGGGGAGGGGGGGCGUAAUGUUGUAACAAAUAAUAUUUCUAUUAAAUAGGCUUUACUUUGCAUUUUAAUUAACGUGGGAUUAUUUUAUGUAUUUAGAAAUAAUAGUACCAACUUUUUUUUCCCCUCCAAUAUUUGUGGCACUGGCGUGGCGCCCCCUGAUGGACGGCGCCCUUAGCAUUUGCCUAUACGGCCGAUGCCACGGGCCGGCCCUGGACAGACAGAAGGGGGAUCUCAACCUGUAUAAAAUUGUGCUCCAACAGGUACCUUUUUAUCGAGCAAUACUAGGAUACUCAAUACAGUAUAGCACUGCUAAUUGCAAGCUGGCAGCGAGCACCGCUAAUUAUUGGUUGUAAACUACAGAGCGCUAUUUGAUAGCUUUUGUAAAUGCUAACAUGAAUAUGAAUAUGAUUAUUUAUUCACACUUUUAUUUUUAACCUGCAAGGUAGAGCAAGUACGGUGGGCAUGCCACUGCCAUUUCUUAACAUCACUAAAGUGGGUGGGAUCUACGUUACUAUUUACAUUCGUGGAAAAAGUUCCAAGGGCAGUCAUAUUCUUAGAAGUGUGUAUUAUUGUUGCAAACUCCUCAAUAAAAAUGUGAGACAUGUGCAGGACUGAA
Molecule: messenger RNA, 2538 nt
Organism: Entelurus aequoreus (snake pipefish)
Lineage: Eukaryota; Metazoa; Chordata; Actinopteri; Syngnathiformes; Syngnathidae
Gene: srd5a2b
Product: steroid-5-alpha-reductase, alpha polypeptide 2b
Exons: 5
Coding region: 57-812 (251 amino acids)
Biological process (GO): steroid biosynthetic process
Cellular component (GO): membrane
Molecular function (GO): 3-oxo-5-alpha-steroid 4-dehydrogenase activity
Source: RefSeq, a predicted model, not a curated record